Molecule: messenger RNA, 1577 nt
Organism: Neocloeon triangulifer
Lineage: Eukaryota; Metazoa; Arthropoda; Insecta; Ephemeroptera; Baetidae
Product: farnesol dehydrogenase-like
Exons: 6
Coding region: 105-869 (254 amino acids)
Molecular function (GO): oxidoreductase activity
Source: RefSeq, a predicted model, not a curated record
AUCGAGUGUUAGAAUUCCUGAUAAAAAAAACUCAGUGUGUCUGCAAAUUAGUAGUCUGAGGCAGCUCUGGUCAUUUUUUUUUUCGUUUUUCAUUGGCAGAAAAUAUGAAUCGCUGGGAAGGACGUGUGGCCAUCGUGACCGGUGCGAGUGCUGGAAUCGGAGCAGCAAUUGUAAAGACUCUCGCUUUGAACUCGAUGAGAGUGGUCGGAGUGGCUCGCAGGGAGGAUAGAGUUCAGGAAUUGGCUAAGGAACUGAAGGAAAAUGGUGCGAAAGGAGAAGUUUUCGCUAUCAAGGGAGAUGUGUCUAAUGAGGAAGACGUCAAACGAGUAAUUCAGUGGACGAGGGAAAAACUUGGUGGUGUGGACGUUCUGGUUAAUAACGCCGGUGUGGCUCCUAAUUGUGGCUUGGCAGCGUUCAAGACUGAAAACCUCAGGAAAAUUUAUGACACAAACGUCAUCGGCUUGGCUUUGUUUGCCAGGGAAGCCAUUCAAGAUAUGCAGGCAAGGGGUGUUGAUGAUGGUCAUAUUUUCAACAUCAACAGUAUUUCGGGUCAAUAUGUCAUCCAGAUGCCUGGCAUUUACGCCUAUGCUGGAAGUAAGCACGCGGUAACCGUGAUGACGGAGGGUCUUCGACGGGAACUCAGGGACCUCCAGACAAAGAUCAGAGUCACUAGCAUUAGCCCGGGAUUGGUCAGGACAGAAAUCGCAGUCGCAGGUGGUGCCUCAGAGGAAGUUGCGAAAAAAUUUUACGACGAAAGCCCUUGCCUAGAAGCGCAAGACGUGGCUGACGCUCUUUUGUAUGCACUGGGAACACCACCACACGUGCAGAUCCAUGAAUUAACAAUGCAUCCCACUGGAGAAAAAUUUUAAUAUCAUUUGCUUAAAAGUUAAUUUGAAUAAUAUUAAAAAUUUAUUUGAAAAAAGUGCGAAUAGAAAGUGGAGAAAAAUCUAACAAACAAUUUUAUUUAAAUUAUAUUCCUUUCCAGCUGACCUGAAUUUAAAAGUAUCAAGGAAAAGCUGACUUUAUGAUAAGAAAAAAAGCAACAAUAAGACGUUAAUGAGUGAAAAUUGUUAUUUUUUGAAACGGUGAAAAAUCUUACCAUUUAUUAACGCGGCUUUUUUGCCGGUUUAAAUAAAUUUAAAAGUUCCUAAUUGAGGGGCACACAAAUCAGAAUUUCAUAAAAAUUAAUGAGACUUGAUUAAAAUGCUUAAUAAUGAGGAGAAAAAAGAGCAACAAUAAGACGUUUGCUGCGUCGUUCGCUGUUUAAUAAGUGAAAAUUGCCAUUUUUCGAAACGAUGAAAAAUCUUUCUACUUGUAAAUGCGGCUUUUUACGUGACAUAAUUUUAUUUUUCUUUCAACUUUUGUGUGCAGGGGAUUACAAAGUACAUAGUAAACAGGGACGUUAUUUGUUUGGUCCUAGGAUACGAAGAAUUUUUGGUUUUUAAUGCUGCAGAUAACGAGGCAAAGAAAUUUUAGAUCAAUUUUAAUUUAUUAAAAAAUUAUAUGUAAAUUCACAUAAAAAAAUUAACAUUCUCUAAAAAAUAAGUUUAAUCUGUUUUUCAGGUCUCAAAUUUUAU